Clupea harengus (Atlantic herring) is the source of this 1476-nucleotide messenger RNA. Its product is annotated as ephrin type-A receptor 3-like. Gene Ontology annotation, molecular function: transmembrane-ephrin receptor activity; ATP binding; protein binding. The transcript is spliced from 8 exons. The record is from RefSeq and is a predicted model, not a curated record. Gene Ontology annotation, cellular component: dendrite; plasma membrane. Gene Ontology annotation, biological process: protein phosphorylation; axon guidance; ephrin receptor signaling pathway. NCBI's taxonomy places the organism in Eukaryota, Metazoa, Chordata, Actinopteri, Clupeiformes, Clupeidae.
AUGGUGAAGCUCCCGGGGAGCCGGACCCUACAUCCACCCCACACCUAUGAGGAUCCCAACCAGGCCGUGCGGGACUUCGCCAAAGAGAUCGAGGCCUCCAGCAUCCGCAUCGAGCGAGUCAUCGGCGCAGGGGAGUUCGGGGAGGUGUGCAGCGGCCGUCUCAAGCUGCCCAGUAAGAGGGAGAUCUACGUGGCCAUCAAGAGCCUGAAGGCGGGCUACUCGGAGAAGCAGAGGCGGGACUUCCUGUCCGAGGCGAGCAUCAUGGGCCAGUUCGACCACCCCAACAUCAUUCGCCUGGAGGGCGUGGUCACCAGAUGCAAGCCGGUAAUGAUCAUCACCGAGUACAUGGAGAACGGAUCCUUGGACACCUUCCUGAAGAAACACGACGGACAGUUCACCGUCAUCCAGCUUGUGGGUAUGAUGCGUGGCAUCGCCUCGGGCAUGAAGUACCUGUCCGACAUGAACUACGUGCACCGUGACCUGGCGGCGCGCAACAUCCUGGUCAACAGCAACCUGGUCUGUAAGGUUUCCGACUUCGGCCUCUCCAGGGUCCUAGAGGAUGAUCCCGAGGCAGCCUACACCACACGGGUAAGGACCCCUCUCUCUCUCUCUCUCCCCCUCUCUCCCUCCCCCCCCCCCUCUCUCUCUCUCCGUGUCUACACUAGAAAUACUUACUCCAUGUAAAAGAUCUGAGCAGAAUUGGGAGUUUUGCCAUAUCAGCAGGAGAGCCAAGCACUGCGUUGCCAUAUUAAGGUGAUUAAGGCAAUUGAUGAAGGCUAUCGGCUGCCGGCGCCCAUGGACUGCCCUAUGGUCCUGCACCAGCUCAUGCUAGACUGCUGGGAGAAGUGCCGUAACGACCGGCCCAAGUUUGGCCAGAUCGUCAACACCCUGGACAAGCUCAUCCGCAACCCCAGCAGCCUGAAGGAGCUGGCCAACAGCUCUGUGUGGGAGGACCCUCCGUCUCCUGAGUUUGCCGUGAGCACGGUGGAGGAGUGGCUGGAGGCCCUGAAGAUGGGGCAGUACAGAGAGAAGUUCACCGGCGCCGGCUACGUCACCCUGGACUCAGUCCUCUACAUCAGCAUCAGUGAGCUGGAGAAGAUGGGCGUGACACUGGUGGGCCACCAGAGAAAGAUCCUGUCCAGCGUCCAGAGUCUACACACGCAAGGGGCCCACGUGCACGUAUAACCCCCUCCUCAUCCUCCUCCUCCUCCUCUUCCUCUCAUCUUCCUCUUCCUCCCUCCAUCGCCAGACAAAGAGAUUCAGAGAGAGAGAGAGAACAAGUGACUGAGAGAGAACCAGAAAGGAAAAAAAAAAACAUAAACCACAUAAACAGCAGCAGCAGUAGAGACAGAGAGCUGAAAACUGAAAACGCUCGCUAAGCCACAUCUUCCAAACUCAGCACCCUCUACCAUCGGCUCCGUCCGUCUUGAAUGUUGGAUGUCUUUCAAGCUCCAGGCACCACGGCUUCAGCGCCCG